AAUUACGAGAUUCCCCGAACGAAUAUUUAUGGCGUCGUUUGGAGGCGCUUGUAGAAUGCAUGGUAUCAGAAGAUCAAGGAAUCCCCAUAAGAAAUGUCAAAAACUUCAUGUCAGUUAUACCUAGUGUUUUCUCAGGUAGCGAUAUAGUACUUUGGUUCAUGGUGCACGCCGGCGCCGAUGACGUGGCCGAGGCUGUGCAUCUGGCUAGCCGAAUCGCUGCAAUGGGAUACCUCUUCCCUAUCGAUGAUCAUGCAAUGACAGUGAAAAAUGAUAGUCACACCUACUAUCGCUUCCAGGCGCCCUGUCUCUAUCCUUCGCGCUGUGUGGAGGCAGACACCGUCGACUACGCAGUUUACCUGUGCAAACGCACGAUGCAGAAUAAGCACCGGCUUGAGUUGGCCGAUUUCGAAGCGGAGAGAUUGGCCAGUUUGCAGAGCCUGUACUAUCACAAAUGGGAGUUCAUCUACAUGCAGGCCGAAGCUGAGAUGAAAGUUGACAAAAAGCGCGACAAACUGGAGCGUGUGGUGUUGGAGUCACAAGAGGCAGCCUUCUGGAACGUUCAUCGGCCCGCUCCGGGUUGCGUCAACACCACAGAAGUGGAUAUGCGUAAGCUUUGCCGCGCUAAGCGUCCUAAAAAGACGGGUUUGGCUGCCGGACGGCUACACCCCGUCACUUUUCCCAUUCCUGUUGCCAGUGGCAGCGCAGGAAAUCUUCUUUUUUCCGUACUGGAAGGUCUUUCGCCUGCAGAGAAAGUUACGAAGCUUCGAGCUUCGGAGCAUAAACGGAUUAAGGCUUCGAAAGCCAUUGAAAAUCUUCAGAAUUACUGUGAUCAGUACUUCGACUUUGACAUGCUGCUCUACUGUGCUACGGCAUCGACAUCUGCUAGUUGCUUUGAUGGAGGUGGCGGUGGAAGUGGUGGCGGGGCUGGAGGCGCUUCCAAGGCUUUAGCCAAUGCCGGCGGUGUAGAUAUGGCUGGAGCUGGGGCUGGUACAUCUGCUGUAUCAACUGCACACCAUCUUCUGUUGCCGCGGAAGACCAGCGCUGGCCUGAACGUUACACAUGGUGCUGUAGUUAAUCUCAUUCUUGGACCACCGCCCACCUCUUCAUUAACUGGAGCUUCCAGCGAAGUUCAAAUGGACCUCGCGGGACAAAGUAAUCCUUGGCUGUCCGACAACGUUACAGUCGCAGCUGAAAACUACUGGGGGUCCAGUAUCGCCGUUGGCGCUGGCAGCAGCGGCCUUAACAGUGCUGUUCAACUCGGUGAACUCUCGAUACCACGCGUGAAACGAUGGUCCUUCUCUUUCCAGGAACUCCUUAAAGAUCCUCUCGGCCGUGCCAAAUUCCAGUGUUGGUUGGAGAAAGAAUUCGCUGCGGAGAACCUUAUGUUCUGGCAGGAGUGUCAGGACCUAAAGAGUGCACCUCUGAGGGAACUUCCUCAAAGGAUUCAGUCAAUAUACUUACAUUAUCUCUCCUUGACAGCUCCAGAACCCGUGAAUGUUGAUAGUAAAGUUCGGGAGGCAGUGUUUCGACGCUUGGGUCUACUUCGUCUUCUGCCAUCAAUGAAUCAAGAGACAGGAGGAAUGGAACCGCUAAUGGAGGGAAAUAUGCUGGAGCCACCAUCGCUCAACGCUACCGCGCCCUCGGUCUCAGUGGCAGUAGGUGCUGGAGCCUCUCAUGCAGAUCGUUAUUGCUUUGAGGAGGCGGAGGAGCAGAUAUUUCAGCUAAUGAAGUCUGCAUCGUAUUGCAGGUUUUUGCGAUCUGAUAUUUACAGAGAGUUGUUUGCAAACUCUGCAACAAAGAAGAAGCAAUCGAAAAAGCAUCGCGUAGCUGUUAGCAGCGGUGGUGUCGGGAGCGGAGCCGCGGUUUUCUCAAGUAACGACUAG
This is a messenger RNA of Hydatigera taeniaeformis, 1883 nucleotides long. NCBI's taxonomy places the organism in Eukaryota, Metazoa, Platyhelminthes, Cestoda, Cyclophyllidea, Taeniidae. The record is from the annotation of a GenBank genome assembly.